Molecule: messenger RNA, 5163 nt
Organism: Drechmeria coniospora
Lineage: Eukaryota; Fungi; Ascomycota; Sordariomycetes; Hypocreales; Ophiocordycipitaceae
Product: flavodoxin and radical SAM domain protein
Exons: 10
Coding region: 1-5163 (1720 amino acids)
Biological process (GO): wybutosine biosynthetic process
Molecular function (GO): ATP-dependent chromatin remodeler activity; zinc ion binding; FMN binding
Source: RefSeq, a predicted model, not a curated record
AUGGCAGCCGCUUCCAAGAAGCGAUCCGUCGAUUACGUCGACCUCACACAAGACGAUGACGACGCUAAACGGCCUGCUCAUAGAUCGAGAUCCGGUCUCGACUUCAAAGAAACUCCUGUUCCACUUCCUAACUAUGUGGCAGGCAGCCUUGGUGGAUUGAGUGCAGUCGGGCCUUCCCCGCCAAGCUCUUGGUCCGCUCGCGUAGCAGCUUCGAGUGCCGCUGGCCAAUCUUCUCAGUCUUCCCAGUCGUCCCGGUCUUCGAGCGCGGCGCUUCGAUCGAGCCAGUCGUCCCACUCGUCGUCCUCUGUUCCCGCCUCCCAGUCUGGCACGCAAGAACCCGAGUUUCAAGAUUUGACGCAGGAUGACGAUGGACAACCAACAGAACUCUACGGGUCUUUUGAUGGCAAAAUCGUUGGAGUUCGAUACUACAAUGGCCCCGUUUCACUCCUCAUUCGCAAGAUGGCUGACUUUGAAAAGUACGAUCGAAACGCGAUCCGAAUCGACAACGUAAUGUUUCAGCAGAUUGGUCACUUGCCUCGCAAGGUUGCAGAAAAGAUUAGUCCCUAUCUGGAUUCUGGUGACCUUACCUUGGAGGCACAACUUACUGGCGAGCAGGGUAUGUUCGACUGGCCCGUUCGGUUGUUCUUUUUUGGUCCUAGUGAUGCAACUUCCCGUGAUCGAAUCGAAACGGCACUGAAGGCCGACAAGCUCAUCAAGGCUACCCAGUUGAAGCAAACCCGGAAGGAGGCUGUUGCCCAAAGGCUUUCUUUAGGUCUGAAGGCAGGCAGCACGACUCACGGGGUAGGCGGGGCUGCAGAUUAUGGCCACAUGGAACUUUCACUCGAGGAGCUUAUGAAGAAGAGCGACAGUAUUGAUUUCCGCCAAGGAGGCGAUGCCAUCAAGGCACUUGCCAUCGGCGAGCAGCAGCUAUCUUGCAUGGCUUUCGCUGAACAGCCAGCACAGCUUUCUUCCGUUCUGCUGCCAUACCAACUUCAGGGCCUCGCAUGGAUGACAUCCAAGGAACAUCCGCGGUGUCCGGAAAAGAGGCUUGGUAACAUGGUUCAGCUGUGGAAACAAAAUGACAAAGGGAUGUAUUGGAACCUGGCCUCCGGCUUCGUCAGUCAAUCACCGCCGAAUCUCUGUUCUGGAGGCAUUCUCGCGGACGACAUGGGACUUGGCAAGACGCUUCAAGUGAUAAGCUUGAUUUUGACUGGCGGCCCCGGAUCCACGCUCAUCGUCGCGCCGGUUAGCGUCAUGAGCAACUGGAAGCAGCAGAUCGAACGACAUGUCAAGCCGGGCCAGGCACCGAGCGUUGUAGUCUAUCAUGGCGACCAAAAGAUGACAAUCAAGGACCUAAUGAAAUACGACGUCGUCAUCACGAGCUACGGACGACUCGCGAGGGAACGCGAUCCUCGGGUCCCGAGUGUUCUGUUGAACAAAUCUAUCGAAUGGCGGCGUGUUGUCCUGGAUGAAGGGCACACGAUUCGAAACGCAAGGACAAAGGUUGCGACGGCUGCCUGCGAGAUCAAGGCAAAGUCCCGCUGGGUCCUUACCGGAACUCCCAUUGUCAACUCUGUCAAAGAUGUGCAUUCCUUGGUCAAAUUCUUGCACCUCACGGGAGGCAUUGAGCAGUCCGAGAUUUUCAAUACAUGCGUCACGCGCAAGCUGGCAGCCGGUGACCGCAGCGGCGAGGCAAUUCUUCAGGCUCUCAUCAACGACAUCUGCCUUCGACGCAAGAAAGACAUGAAGUUUGUGGACCUUAUGCUGCCGGAAAAGAAGGAGUACCUGCAUCGAAUCACGUUCCACCCCGCAGAGAAGCAAAAAUACAACGCCUUGCUAUCCGAGGCCCGCGGAGCUCUGGAAGAUUUUCAGAAGCGCUCGUCCGUCGGGCAAAAGGGCCGUUUUCAGAAUGUGCUCGAGCGCCUGCUCCGACUUCGACAAGUGUGCAACCAUUGGACGUUGUGCAAGGAGCGGAUCGACGAUCUCAUGCAGCUGCUUGACAAUGAAGACAUCGUCGUCUUCACUGACCGGAACCGUGCCCUUUUGCAGGAAGCGCUUCGGCUGUACCUCGAGAGUCAAGAAGAGUGCGCCGUUUGCUACGAGAUUCCAACGGCGCCGGUCAUCACCAAUUGCAAGCACGUGUUUUGUCACGGCUGCAUCAGCAAGGCCAUUCAGAUCCAACAGAGAUGUCCCAUGUGCCGAAACAGUCUGACGGAAGACUGCCUGCUGGAGCCGGCUCCCGAGGGCGCCUUUGACGACAACUUUGACACGGAUACACAGAGUUCGAAGACGGAAGCAUUGCUUCAGAUCAUCCGGGCCACUACGGCAAAUGCUGGAUCGAAGAUCAUCGUGUUCUCGCAAUGGACAUCCUUCCUAAACAUUAUUCAGAACCAGCUAAAGAAGGCAGAGAUCAAGUUCUGCCGAAUCGACGGAAGCAUGAAUGCUGACAAGCGAGACGGCGCCAUCCAUGAUUUGGACCAUGAUCCGCAGACCCGAGUCAUGUUGGCCAGUCUGGCUGUCUGCAGUGUCGGCCUCAAUCUUGUUUCUGCCGACACCGUGAUACUCUCGGACAGUUGGUGGGCGCCGGCGAUCGAGGACCAGGCGGUGGACCGUGUUCACCGCCUUGGCCAGACGCGACCAACGACGGUCUGGCGGCUCGUCAUGGAGGGGACGGUCGAGGAGCGAGUUCUCAGCAUUCAGUCAGAGAAGCGUGAGCUCGUCGGCAAAGCAUUCCAGGAAAAGGACAAGACGGGAAAGAAGGCCAAGGACACGAGAAUGGCGGAUCCUUCACAGGUACGUUUCUUCCAUGAUGAUGGGACGGUGAAGUCCGCGCAUCUCCAUCUUACCUGGUCAGUAGAAGCCAUCGAAUUCUGGCAUGCGCACCGCACUCUCGUCAUCCUCUGCGCUUUCGUCACCCUCAUCUCGAUCCGAUGUUACCUCCACUUUUACGACCGAAAAGAAGGAUUAGUAGUGCUGCCAAAGAUUUACGAGCCGGAAAAGAGUAAAGAUGCGGGGGCUGCGGUGCCGCAUACGUCGGCGAAUCCGAAGACGACGGCGACAAAACCCAAGGGACCAAAGAGAAUAAAAGGAGGGGUAGUGAGAAGAGCAUCUCAGGAGGAAGAUGAAGCAGUUGAUUUGACAAGUCCUAUCAAGGUCACGGUCUACUUCUCGUCCGUCACGACCAAGACGGAGAAGAUUGCACGGGACUACAUGAUUCGGUUAGAGAAGGCCACUGAGCAGCUGGGACUGGAAUCAAAGCGCCGAUUCCUCAAGCCAGAGCUGCAUGAUCUGACAGAGGUCGAUUUCGAAGACGUUUUCGUCACGCCUCCGGUGUCGGCCGAGAAGGCGAGUUCAUUCUACCUAUUUCUGCUGCCGAGCUACAACAUCGACACGAUCAACGACACCCUACUGCAGCACCUGGAGGAAACUCACCACGACUUCCGAAUUGACACCGCUCCCCUUUCCCCUCUUCUUGGAUACUCAGUCUUCGGUUUUGGGGACAGGGAACACUGGCCGGACGAAUCCGAGGGCUUUUGUUUCCAAGCCAAGGAGCUCGACAAGUGGAUGUCCAAAUUGACUGGAAGAAAGCGCGCGUACCCGGUCGGCAUGGGCGACAUGAAGAGCGAUCACGCCGAGCGCUUGGAGGAGUGGUCAGCCGGCGUUCACGAAGUCAUCGGCCACGUUGCGCGGACGGGGAGCUUGGGAGAGGGCGCUCGCGGAAGCGGUGAUGCCAUGGAGAGCGACGAAGAGGACAUGGCGGGUGAAGACGACGUCGAGGUGCUCGUCGAAGCUGACGACGGCGACAAGGAGCAGGCGUCGAGGCCGCUGGACGAUGUUGAAGACUUGGGCAAGAUGGUCCGUCCUUCCGCCAACAACAACGGCGGCAGUACCAAGAGGGGUCCUCUCGCCGUCGACUUCACAUCGUACGGCUCAUCGGGAAAGAAGAGGGCGCCGGCGCAGGCAGCGGUCGUGAAGGAGAUGGUGGCCAAGAACUCGCCCACAUACGCGGCUCUGACCAAGCAAGGGUACACCAUCGUCGGUUCGCACUCGGGCGUCAAGAUCUGCCGCUGGACCAAGUCGGCUCUGCGUGGUCGCGGGAGCUGCUACAAAUACUCGCUCUACGGCAUCAACUCGCAUCAGUGCAUGGAGACGACCCCUUCGCUCUCCUGCUCCAACAAAUGCGUCUUCUGCUGGCGGCACGGCACGAACCCGGUCGGCACCACCUGGCGCUGGGUCGUCGACCCGCCCGAGAUGAUCUUUCAAGGCGUCAAGGAGGGCCACUAUAAGAAGAUCAAGAUGCUGCGGGGCGUGCCGGGCGUCCGGGCGGAGCGCUACGCCGAAGCGCUGAGGAUACGGCACUGCGCCCUGUCGCUCGUCGGGGAGCCCAUCUUCUACCCGCACAUCAACGAGUUCCUGGCGAUGCUGCACGCCGAGCGGAUAUCGUCCUUUCUCGUCUGCAACGCGCAACACCCGGAUCAGCUGGCCGCCCUCAAGGCCGUCACGCAGCUCUACGUCUCCAUAGACGCGUCCAAUAAGGAGUCGCUGCGCAGGAUCGACAGGCCGCUCCAUCGCGACUUCUGGGAGAGGUUCCAGCGCUGCCUCGACAUCCUCCGCGAGAAGCGCUUCCGUCACCGGACCGUCUUCCGCCUCACCCUCGUCAAGGGCUUCAACGUCGAGGACGAGGCCGAGGGGUACGCCCAGCUCGUCGAGCGCGGCCUACCCUGCUUCGUCGAGGUCAAAGGCGUCACCUACUGCGGCACGGCGACCUCGUCCAACGCCGGCCUCACCAUGUCGAACGUGCCCUUCUACUGGGAGGUCUGCGCCUUCGUCAAGGCGCUCGAAAAGAGGCUGCAAGCGAAGGGUUUGGCGUACGGCAUCGCGGCCGAGCACGCGCACAGCUGUUGCAUCCUCCUCGCGAGCGAGCGCUUCCACGUCGAUGGCCGAUGGCACACCCACAUCGACUACGGCAAAUUCUUCGAGCUGCUGGAGGAGAGGGGGCCUGACGGCGACUGGACGCCCGAGGAUUACAUGGGUGCGCCGACACCGGAGUGGGCACUCUGGGGUCAGGGCGGCUUCGACCCUCGCGACGACCGCGUCGACAGGAAAGGACGCAAGGUGGAGAAUGUCGUUGUGCGAGAGCAGCCACCGGGCGAGGUUUGGUAA